Molecule: messenger RNA, 11244 nt
Organism: Trichosurus vulpecula (common brushtail)
Lineage: Eukaryota; Metazoa; Chordata; Mammalia; Diprotodontia; Phalangeridae
Gene: MYO15A
Product: myosin XVA
Cellular component (GO): cytoskeleton; myosin complex
Molecular function (GO): protein binding; ATP binding; cytoskeletal motor activity
Source: RefSeq, a predicted model, not a curated record
AUGGCCAAAGAUGAGGAGGAAGACAAGGGGAAGAAGAAGAAAAAGGGGAAGAAGCCUCCUGAACCAGAGAAACCCAAAAGAAGCCUCAAAGGUACCUCUAGGCUCUUUAUGGGCUUCCGGGAUAGGACACCAAAGAUAUCCAAGAAGGGUCAGUUCAGGAGUGCCUCACACUUCCUAUGGAGUCUCAACAGAGGCCCACAGAAGACCAAGAGGAAGAAGAAGGCCAAGACCGUGCUGCAAUCCACCUCCAAGUUGAUGACACAGAUGCGGGAGGGCAAGAGGAAGAAGGCAAUGAAGGAGAAGAAGCCAUCCUUCAUGGUGAUCCGUUUUCCUGGCAGGAGAGGCAGAGGGAAGCUAAAGCCCCGAGCUCAGGUGCUGAGCAAAGCAUCCACCUCCAUCAACUGGUUGACCAAAAGGUUCCUCAUCAAAAAGGCAGAAGAGUCAGGAAGCGAGCAGGCCUCCUUGGAUGCCUGGCUGAAUCGCUCGAGUUCUCGCUUUGGCUCUCAGAAGCUUCCAUUCCCUUCUGGGGCUGACAUCCUCAGGCGAGAGGGGAGGCUGAGGAGGUUCCCCCGAAGCCGAAGCUUGUAUGAGUCAGGAGAAACCAUUGGCUUCCUUCCCUUUGAGACAGAAGAACCCUUCCAUCAGUCUGGCUCCAGGAAGUCCCUCUAUGGGCUGGAAGGAUUCCAGGACCUGGGGGAAUACUACGACUACUAUCGCGAGGGAGAUGAUUAUUAUGACCGGCAGUCGCUCCAUCAGUACGAGGAGGAAGAACAGUACCGCUCCCCCUGGGGCUAUUACGGCUCAGAGUGGCCUAACUAUGGUGAAUACUACUACGGGUACCCUGUCCGAGACCCUUAUGAGUAUUACGAUGAUGAAUACUACGACAGUGAUUACUAUGACCACGAUUUCUACGGUCCUGGUUACUAUGACGAUGAUUACUAUGCCGACGAUUACUAUGGGGGUGCUCUCUACCUUCCCUAUAGCUUUGGCUACGGCUAUGAUGACUAUGCCCCACCUUAUGCUCCACCUUUGGGGUACUCACCCUACAGUUACUAUGAUGGCUAUGAAGAGCCAUCCUAUCCUUACAACUAUUACUUGGGUCCCUACAGUCCUUAUGAUGAGGUGGGGUACCACCCAGGAGGAGCUGAUGCCAUUUACCCUCCUGAGGUCCCUUUUCCAUACCCUGAAGGUCCCCCUUUUGACUAUGCCUGGGAACCUCCCAUCCCAUCCCCCCAUAAUCCCUAUGCCCACCCCAUGGAUGACAUCAUUGAGCUGGAAGAGGGAGAGCAAGAAGAGGAGCCAGGGAUCGAGCAGAAGGGUUAUACCUUCAAGCCACCCAGCACGUCCUUCUUUGAGCAGCAGGGCAUGGAGAAGUCGGCCACCUCCAAAUUGUCCUUGAUCAGGAAGUUCCGACUCUUUCCCCGGCCCCAGGUGAAAAUCUUUGGCAAAGAUAAACUGGACGUGCCCUUGCCUCCUUCCCUGGACAUCCCACUCACCACUGAUGAGCAAGAGGAAGAAGAAGAAGAGGAAGAAGAUGAGUACCCACCAGUCUCUAUGCCUUAUGCCCCAUACCUCCACCCUUUCUAUGCUGGCUUCCUGUCCCCACGGGACCGAAAUGUCCAAAGAGCCCUGUCAGCCUUUAGGAUGAGGAGAGACUUGGGCUUCCACAGAGAACUGGGCAGGCCCUCUCCACCAGCAACAUCACUUGCCCGAUUCAUAAAGAAAACCCUUUCGGAAAAGAAACCCAUCCCCAAAUAUGGUGGCAGCGCCCGCCGAAAGGGCACAGGCUCAUUCAGGAGACCAGCCGUGAGGGAGGCAGCCUACAAGCGCUUUGGCUAUAAGCUAGCAGGCAUGGAUCCUGACAACCCUGCCACUCCAGUGACUCUGAGGAAAUUCCGAGGCCCUACAACUAGCAACAGCUCCCAGAGUAUACCUCCCUUGUCUCCGUCCCCAGCGCCUUCCAAGAAGAGUGUCCUCAUCUCCCCACCUCCCCAGAGGAAGAACAAGAAUCCAGAUGUCAACUCAUCCCUCUGGGCCUUCUUACCCAACCUUUCAACAGGGCCCACGCAGCCCUCUCCCUAUGGCUCCUCUCCUUAUGGAUCCAUCCACCAAGGACCACCCUCGCCCCAGUCUUCCUUGCGCCAGAAGCCUUGGUCUCCCCCAGCACACCCUGUCCUCAGGCCACAGUCCAGCUGGUGGAGUCUCAUUGAACCACCUUCUGUAUCCAAUUUUCAGAAGCCAGAGGCUAAUCCCUAUCCAUUGUGGUUUGGAGGACCCCCAAGCAGGCCACCAACUCCUACUCCUUCAUUUCGGUCAUCUCUGAGGAGACCAGGCAUACUUGGCUUUCCAGGGCCUUCCAUGAGGAGACCAAUGUCCUCUGGAGACCUGUUAGGAUCCCCCCGAGGAUCAGGACCCCUUCCUCCCUCUCCACAGCCAUCCCUCAGGAGCUUCCGUAGCACAGGGGCUCACUCACCACUGAGGCCCUCUUCCCCACAGCUAUCUAUCCAUUCCACUUCUUCAUUGAUAUAUAGCCCUAGGCCCAGAAGGCCCCCCUUUUCACCUCCACUGGGAGCCAAGGGUUCCAGCCGUCAUCUAUCUCUUAGAGAACCUCUCUCCCCAAAUCCAUCACUCAGUCAUUUUGGGCCUCAUUCCCCCCACUUAGGGUCCCCUCGUCUCCCUCCUAGAGGUGGGAGCCAGCGUCUUCCCUCACCCCCACCAGGCCGAAGCCUGAGACGCCGGUCCCUUAACCUCCCUAGGGAGCCUCUCCACACCUGGAACGGGCUCAGUGAGCGUCCAACUAAGGCAGUAAAGCCCCAAGUGCAUCUUCCGCUCCAGAGGUCAUCACGCCGACGGGUCCCUCCCCAGACACCACCAGGUCCCUGGAGUGGAGAGGGACCCAUGCCUGAUGUACCUCCCCGACAGGACAGCCGCCGCUCACUAGGCAGGCAGGCGCCACCUUGGUUCCCACCCCCGCUAGCUCCAAGCUGGGAUGUGGAUCUCCCCCCAAUCCAGCGCCCCCCAUCCCCAUGGCCUGGCCUGACUGGCAGCCGGCGAGGCUUCUCCAAGAGACGCCGGCCACCAUCUUCAUUUCACAGACCCUUCUUCCAACAGGUUGGUCAUCCUGUGCCUGGACCCGCCCAUCCUCCAUCUCCUGUUUUCCAAGAAAGGGCCGGUGACUCAGCCCAUGUUCUCCUUGGUAGGCUUGAAGAGCCUGGGCCUGGCCAGGUCUCUAAAUCAUCAAAUGAAGAUCCCAUGAAGCCCGAAAAAGAGGAAGGCAUCGAUGCGCCCACCCCCAAUGCUUCUCCAGUCUCCAUCUCUCUCUCCUCUAGGGUCUCUGAGAAGUUUUCCCCAGGGCUCAUGCAGCGACGAAAGGCACUCAACAGUAGCUUCUCUUACCCACUGCCUGCUUCACCUGGUGCCACAUGGCGAAGCCUACGCAGAUGGGCAUCCUUACCCACAUCAUUGGUCCAGUCGGUCCCUUCCAUAGGACCUGCUGGAGCCCGAGAGAAAGGAGAGCGAGGUCCAUCGAGACCUGGGCGCUUUGCGAUUGUUAUGCCUCGUGUUCAAAAGAUGAGCUCCUUCCAGCGGGUGUCGGUGAUGCCCCAGCAGCUGCAGACUAGACAACCAACAGGGUCAGUGCAAGGCCUACCGAAGGCCCAGAAGCCCAGCUGGGUGCACGUCUCAGUGUCGACCGAGGCCUAUCGACGAUGGCCCAGAGUGACCGCAGGGACUUUGUCCCAUUACCUGUCUUGUGAGGUGUCCCUCCAGUGCCACGCCUUCAAGAGCCCCUGGGAGAAGGAAGGCCCAGUGAGCUGGAAGACUCAGAUGCACUCCAUCCGCAACCUGCCAUCCAUGAGAUACCGGGUACAGCAGGAAGAAGAUGGUGUGGAAGACAUGACCCAGUUGGAGGACUUGCAGGAGUCUGCUGUGUUGUCCAAUCUGAAAACCAGAUUUGAAAGAAACCUCAUCUAUACCUACAUUGGUAGCAUCCUUGUCUCUGUGAACCCUUACCGAAUGUUUAACAUCUACGGGAUGGAGCAGGUGUUGCAGUACAAAGGGCGAGCCCUGGGGGAGAAUCCACCGCACCUCUUUGCGACUGCGAACCUUGCUUACACCAAAAUGCUGGAUGCUAAACACAACCAGUGUAUUAUCAUCAGCGGGGAAAGCGGUUCAGGAAAGACUGAGGCCACAAAGCUGAUCCUACGCUACCUGGCCACCAUGAACCAGAAGCGGGACAUCAUGCAGCAGGUAAGGAUCCUUGAGGCCACACCCCUGCUGGAGGCCUUUGGAAAUGCCAAAACCGUGAGGAAUGACAACUCCAGUCGCUUCGGGAAGUUCAUAGAGAUCUUUUUGGAGAGCGGCUUGAUCUGUGGUGCCAUAACAUCCCAGUACCUCCUCGAAAAAUCCCGGAUUGUGUUUCAGGCCAAGAAUGAACGAAAUUACCACAUAUUUUAUGAGAUGCUGGCAGGACUCCCAGCCCAGUUGAAACAGACCUUCAGUCUUCAGGAAGCUGAGACCUAUUACUACCUGAAUCAGGGUGGCAACUGUGAGAUCCUUGGUAAAAGUGAUGAAGCUGACUUCCAGAGACUCCUCAGUGCCAUGGAGGUCUUAAACUUUAGCAUUGAAGACCAGGACAGCAUCUUCCGAAUUCUGUCUUCCAUCCUUCACCUGGGCAAUGUAUACUUUGAAAAGUAUGAGACAGAUGCCCAGGAAGUAGCCUCUGUGGUGAGCGCCCGGGAGAUCCAGGUUGUGGCGGAACUGCUCCAGAUCUCCCCGGAGGGACUGCAGAAGGCCAUCACCUUCAAAGUGACCGAGACAAUGAGAGAGAAGAUUUAUACCCCUCUCACUGUGGAAAGUGCCGUGGAUGCCAGAGAUGCUAUUGCCAAGAUUCUGUAUUCGAUGCUGUUUGGCUGGCUUAUCGACAGGAUUAACACAUUGGUUUACCCCCAGAAGGAUGUUCUUUCCAUUUCCAUCCUGGACAUCUACGGCUUUGAGGACCUCAGCUUCAACAGCUUCGAGCAGCUGUGCAUCAACUAUGCCAAUGAAUACCUGCAGUACUUUUUCAACAAGAUUGUCUUCCAAGAGGAGCAGGAUGAGUACAUUCGAGAGCAAAUAGACUGGAGAGAAAUCACCUUCACUGACAACCAGCCUUGUAUCAACCUUAUCUGCCUGAAGCCCUACGGUAUCCUCAGGAUUCUAGAUGACCAGAGUUGCUUCCCUCAGGCCACGGACCACACUUUCCUACAGAAAUGUCAUUACCACCAUGGCUCCAACCCCCUCUACUCCAAGCCCAAGAUGCCCCUGCCUGAAUUCACCAUCAAGCACUAUGCCGGCAAAGUGACCUACCAGGUGCACAAGUUCCUAGACAAAAAUUAUGACCAGGUGAGGCAGGAUGUGCUAGACCUGUUUGUCCGAAGUAAAACUCAAGUUGUGGCUCACCUCUUCGCCAGUCAUGCUCAGUUGACCUCUCACCACCGGUUGGGGAAGAACAAUACCCUCACUCGUCUCUACAAGGCUCCCACUGUGGCUGCUAAGUUUCAGCAGUCUCUUCUGGACCUAGUGGACAAGAUGGAGAGGUGCAACCCUCUGUUUGUUCGGUGCCUCAAACCCAACCACAAAAAGGAGCCUGAUCUAUUUGAGCCAGAUGUGGUGAUGGGACAGCUCCGAUACUCAGGGGUCAUGGAGACCAUCCGGAUCCGAAAAGAGGGUUUCCCUGUGCGCAUUCCCUUCCAGGUCUUCAUUGACAGGUACAGAUGCCUGGUGUCUCUCAAACAUGACAUACCGGCCACUGGGGAAGCGUGCGUCUUGGUGCUCAAUAGACUUUGCACAGUCACCCACCACAUGUACUGUAUUGGGGCCAGCAAGCUGUUCCUGAAGGAACAUCUGUACCAGCUGCUGGAGAGCAUGAGGGACCGAGUCCUGCACCUGGCCGUCCUCACGCUGCAGCGCUGCCUCCGAGGCUUCUUCAUCAAGAGGCGGUUCCGUUCGCUGCGCCGCAAGAUCAUCCUUCUCCAGAGCGUCUCUCGCGGCUACCUUGCCAGGAAGAAGUACCGGAAAAUGAAGAGGAAUUUGGUCAAGUUCAGAUCUCUGGUGAACAUGUAUGUGAACCAAAAGCAGUACCUGAGGGAACUGACCAAGAGAGAGGUGGUGAAUGUGGCCUGUCUUGAGGUGCCCGCUGAGCUUGCAGGACUCCUACAAGUGGUGACAGUAUACAAACAAGCAAAUGCUGGCUGCGUGGUUUCUGUCCGUACCCCUAAGCUGCAGAUUGACCCUCAGAUCGCACUGCCCCUCGACAUCAACAACUACCCGAUGGUCAAGUACAUCCAGGCCCACUUCAAGGAUCCCGCCUUUGGGAUGCUUACUGAGCCACUACAAAGCCCCCUUACCAGGCUAGAGAAGGAGCAUUACCCAGAGGCCAUCAGCAUCUUCAAGCUGAUACUGCGCUUCAUGGGUGAUCCCCACCUCCAUGGAGCUCAGGACAACCUGUUUGGGAACUAUAUUGUCCAGAAGGGGCUCGCAAAGGCUGAGCUGAGAGAUGAGAUCCUGGUCCAGCUGGCCAAUCAGGUGUGGCGGAACCCCAACAUCAUCAAUAAGGAACGAGGUUGGCUCCUGUUGGCCUCCUGCCUCAGUGGUUUUGCACCCUCGCCUCGCCUGGACAAGUAUUUGCUCAAGUUUGUCUCUGAUUAUGCCCACAAUGGCUUCCAGGCUAUAUGUCAGCACAGACUCAUACAGGCCAUGGCCAAAGCCCAGAAGGGUCCUGGAGCUGCCCGAACCUUCCCUCCAACCCUACUUGAGUGGAUAGUUACUCAAAAGAAGGCCAACAUGGCACUAGAUGUCUACUGCUUCAAUGGGGACCAGUUUUGUUGCCCAAUUCAUUCAUGGAGCACAGGGGAGGAUGUGACUGGAGACAUUUUGAGACACAGGGGGCUGACUGAUGGCUGGAGGGGCUGGACGGUCUCCUUGAAGAAUGGUAGCCAGUGGGCUGAGUUGGCGGGCCACGAUUAUGUCCUGGAUCUGAUCUCAGACAUGGAGCUUAUCUGGGACUUCCCAAAGCAGAAAUCCUACUUUAUCAUCACCUCGGAGGGGGCAGAGAAGGACAGAAGCAGCACCAGAAUGGUGUUUGGAAAUAAUUGGGACUCUGAUGAGGAGACCCCUGCCCUUCCCCGGCACAGAGGGCACUCCAUUCGGACGACAAAACUUCCCGACUCGGAUGGUUAUUUCAGUCGUGCAGAGUCAGACAGCUUCAAGGAGCCGGCUGCGCCGCAGAAGGGACUGGAUCGUUACCUAGAUAGUCUGUUUGACCCUGUGCUUGCCUAUGGAAACACGGAUCUGGAGAAGCCAACUGCUAUCUCCUAUAGGAUGAAAGGGGGAGGUCAGCCCAAAGGUGAUGAGGAGCCAGCUGGUCCCCCCAGAAUACCCCAAGAACCAGUCCCAGGCCUGGACCCCUCCACACUGGCGCUGCAGCAAGCCUUCAUCCACAAGCAAGCUAUGCUUCUGGCUCGAGAAAUGACUCUUCAGGCCAUGGCCCUUCAGCAGCAACAGCAGCAGCAGUUGACAGAUCCAGUCCCUUCCGCUGGAGCUUCCUCAGCCCCUCUGGGAGCCUCCCCCCAGCCCCUACCCCCCAAAAAGCCAACAGGGCCAGAUGCCCCUCUGAAGGCCAAGAGCAGAAGUCCACCCGCCAAGCCAGUGCUAAUCUAUGCAGCCCCAGCUCUGGGAGACCCUGGAGGAGUUGGCUUCCAGCCCAAGGCCUUAGUAUCUGGCUCUCCCUCGAAGACUAGGGGCUCCAUCCCACCUAUUAAACCAGUGGCCACCCCUAUUCGGGUACAGGACCAACAUUCUCCUUUAAAAACCUUUUCACCUUCCCCGGAGCUUGUACGUCACUCCAUCCUCAACUCGGAGCAUUUCCCUCAGCCCACCCAACAGAUCAAGACUAUAAUCCGCCAGUGCCAGCAGCCACCCAGAGCUCCAGACGGUCUCAGGAAGGAAAGUGGGAAGGUGUUUGUGAAGAAAUCGGAUCCUCAUGAAGAGGCCCUCCUGAUCCUGAAGGAGCAAAUGACCCACUCGGCCCCCAUCAACCUGGGAAGUCAAGGUCCCAGACAGACUGUGGCCCUGGUGAAGCCUGUGACCAGCACUAGGCCCCAAGGCCUAACCCCUGCUGCCAAACCUCUAACUUCAGCCUCCAGGCCAACCCUAGGCACUCCCUCAGUCUCACGGGCACUUGUUCCAGAGGAGGACCCCAUCCAAACACAGCUUCAUCGACAGGGCAACGAGACCUUCUACAGCUACCAGGGAGUGCCCUGGAAGAUAUACCUCCGAAAAGAGGUGUUUUACCCCAAGGACAGCUACAAUCACCCAGUCCUCCUUGACCUCCUCUUCAGACAGAUCCUCCAUGAUACCUUCUCUGAAGCCUGCAUCAGGAUCUCUAAGGAAGAGAGGAUGAAGAUGAAAUCCAUCUUUGUCCAGAACAAGUUGGAUUCGCUACACCCAGUGGUGAAUGAGAGUAUCAAGAGGGCAGUGGUCAGCGAAGCUCGAGAGGGCUGGGAAGUCUAUUUCUCCCGACUCUUCCCAGCCACGGGCAGCGUGGGCACAGGUGUACAGAUCCUGGCUGUGUCUCACGUAGGCAUCAAGCUCCUUCGCUUGGUAAAGGGCAGCUGGUCAUCAGGGGAACAGCUUCGGGUCUUACGGAGUUACAGCUAUACAGACAUCCUUUUUGUGACCAUACCUUCCAUGAACAUGCUGGAAUUCAACCUGGCCAGUGAGAAACUCAUUCUUUUCUCAGCCAGAGCUCCUCAGGUGAAGAGCAUGGUGGAUGACUUCAUUCUGGAACUCAAAAAGGAUUCUGAUUAUGUGGUUGCUGUGAGAAACUACCUGCCGGAUGACCCAAAUCUCUUGAGCUUCCACAAGGGUGACAUUAUCCAUUUGCAGUCUUCAGAGUGGCCUGAGAGGGGCUACAAUUAUGGCUACGUAGUCAGGAAGAAGGUCAUCUAUCUGGAGGAGCUGAAGAGGGGCACCCAGGACUUUGGAUGGAAGUUUGGAGCCAUCCACGGGAGGCCUGGCCGAUUCCCCAUGGACUUGGUACAGCCUGUGGCUGCCCCUGACUUCCUCCAGCUGCCCUCGGAGCUGGACAUGGGUGGGCCCCGGGACCAAUCAGGACGAGCAGCUGCCGUGGCCGUAGCCGUGGCUUUAACUGUGGCCCAGGAAUUUGGCAGGAAGACAGAGGCGUCCCUGGUUAGGGACAUCUCCAGGGAAUUUGAGGAGGAAACAUCCCGACUGGAGGUCUAUGGGGCAUCCCUAUUCCCCAGUCAUCAGUACACAAUGCUGGAAUUUGCUCAAAAGUAUUUCCGGGAUCCACAAAGGCGAUCCAUGGAUUCUUUCAGGCAGAAAUCCAAGAAAGGAAGAGAAUCCAGGGACGUGAGCAACAUGCUGAAAUUUUCCAAGACACCAAUCCAGGAAUCCCUCAUUGAGUUCAGCAACAGCAGCCUGAACAAGAUUACCACAGAGAUGUUCCUAGCUGUAAUGAAGUUCAUGGGUGAUUUCCCAAUGAAGGCCCAGACCGAGUUGGAUGUGCUCCGCUCCUUCUUAAAGCUGCCCCCUGAGACCACUCUGCAGGACCACGAAGUGCUUCGAGAUGAAGCCUACUGCCAGGUCAUCAAGCAGAUCACAGACAACACCAGCACUAAGCCGGACAGCUGCCAAAGAGGCUGGAGGCUGCCCAUCCUUGCAGCCUACCACAAGUGCUCAGAUGUCCUGAAGCCAUACCUCUUCAAAUUCUUCCAGGAUGUGCAGGAGUCCUGGCUUACACUUCCAGGGUGAGUAUUCCUGAGAGGUGAGGCUCAUGGUGGGGUCAUAGACCUACCCUUCCAGGGAAUUGCAAAAGCCUGUGAGCAGAACCUUCAGAAAACCUUCCAGUUUGGUGGCCGAAGUGAGCUUCCCAGCAACAUGGAGUUGAGGGCCAUAUUGGCUGGCCGUAGUUCCAAGAGGCAACUGUUUCUCCUUCCUGGAGGGCUUGAACGCCAUCUGAAGAUCAAGACCUGUACGGUGGCCCUGGAUGUGGUUUCAGAGAUCUGCAUUGAGAUGGGCCUGACGAGGCCUGAGGCCAUCAGUGAAUAUGUGAUCUUUGCUGUCACCAAUCAAGGCCAGAAUGUCUGUCCCUUGAGCCGGCGGGACUACAUCCUAGAUGUGGCUUCAGAGAUGGAGCAGGUGGACAGUGGCUACACGUUCUGGUACCGGCGCAUCCUGUGGACCCAGCCACUCAAAUUUGAGAAUGAGCUUUACGUCACCAUGCACUACAGCCAGGUCCUGCCUGAUUAUCUAAAGGGCCUCUUCAACAGCCUGCCCACUGGACAGCCUGGUGAACAGCAGCGACAGCAGGUGUCCAAGCUAGCUGCCCUCCAGCAUCGUGCCAAGGACAGUGUCUACCUGCCCAGUGUACGUGAAGCCCAGGAGUACAUCCACCCCAGUUCUAUCGCACAUUGAAGGUCAGGCCUGCUGAACCUGGUGAUCCAGCACAUGCAGCAGAUCCAGGCCCUGAGCCCCCACCAGGCCAGGGCCCAGUUCCUUGGGCUCCUCAGUGCCUAUCCCAUGUUCGGUUCCUCCUUCUUCUUCAUUCAGAGUUGCAGCAACAACACUGUGCUCACACCCUGCAUCCUGGCGGUCAACCAGAAUGGCCUCAAUUUCCUCAACAAGGAGACCCAUGAGCUGACAGUGAAAUUUCCUCUGAAGGAAAUUCAAUCCACACGAACCCAGAGACCCACUGCUGGCUCCAGCUAUCCCUACGUGGAGAUCACGCUGGGCAACUUGACUGUACAACGAAUCAUGCAGCUGCAGCUUGAGCAGGGCCUGGAGCUGUGCCGGGUUGUAGCUGCUCAUGUGGAGAGCCUAUUGUGUGCCCGAGAGAAACGGUUCACACUGCCUCCUAGUGAGAUCACCCUACUCUGAUUUGUUUCAACAUCUGCUUCCUUCCUUGGCCCACCCAAAACCUGUGGAAAAUCCUGGACAGGCCAAGGAGUGACUUCAUGUUGACUCGGCAGAAGGUCUACAGCAGAGUACCCCAGGGAUCUGUGUCUGGCCUUGGGUUACUUAUCCUUUUUUACCAGUGAUAUGGACAAAGACCUUCAUGGGAUGCUCAUUAGAUUUUCAGAUGAUACCAAAUUAAGUGAAAGAGUUAACAUAGCAAAUGACAAUGUCCGGAUCCAAAAAGAUCUAGAAGGCAUUGGACUGAAUCUAAGGAGAUGAAAUCUAAUA